Molecule: messenger RNA, 1809 nt
Organism: Encephalitozoon romaleae SJ-2008
Lineage: Eukaryota; Fungi; Microsporidia; Unikaryonidae
Exons: 1
Coding region: 1-1809 (602 amino acids)
Source: RefSeq, a predicted model, not a curated record
AUGGAGGAAUACGAAAUUUUGGAGAUAUACCGAGAAAUAUCAUCGAAAGGUAUUUAUGACUUCAAGAUGUUUCUGUUUGACGGAAAGAGGAUCGCUAUUAAAAAGGUUUCUGGUAAAAUGAAGGCUAGAAUAAAAAAAGGGAUGUGUUUCAAGCAUGACUGGAUUAAGGUACAAGAAGAUGACGAUGGAAUAAUUUUUGAAUCCACAGAUCCAAAGGGAUACUCCUAUGCAUCCCUCUAUGGAAGAGAGUUUGAUUCUAAUAUUUGUCUCACAAUAAGAGGGAAAGAAAGCGCAGUGGGUUUGUAUGACGGCAAGGACCCCAUACUUGAAUCAGGCAAUAAUCCGGGCGAAUGUCGUCCUUGUGAGACUCCAGAUGGGCUUCCAGAAAGAGUCUUCCUCCCAUUCUUGAAUGACACACUUCCAUACAGCUCCCUUGAAAUUCCAAUGGCAGAAGACGAUCUGUACAAUGGCAUCAAGGAUAACUUCAAUGGGGCCUCUCCGGUUGAUUCUCCCAGGGCUGUUUCCAAGAGUGAAUGGUAUAGUAGGAACUCUCGCAAGUCCCAGAUAGCUGGAUGGGUCGUAUACAAGACAAGGAUGAGUUCUGUGACUUACACUAGAAAGUAUCCCUACUAUUUUUUCAUUCUUUUAACCUCUUCAUUGGAUUUCAUCAAGGUGUUUGUCUGGGGAGAAGAUCUUCCAUAUUCCUCCAUGAAGGUUGGAGACGGUAUUUGCCUGACCAAGUGUAGAAAAAAGUCUAUUAUUGAGGGACCACCCGUUGUGGAGCAUAAUAGGUUUACCGAAGCAAGAUACUUUCGUUGCAAAGAAGUUAGCGCCAAGGAGAUGUUCAGGAUCAAUCUGGACAGGUGUCAGGAGAUGCCGGCGUCUGUAUUUGCUGAAGCAUUUGGAAGGAUCGAGUAUCUGAGCGUCCUGAACAGAAGGAAUGCAGGGUAUCUUGAGGAAUACUAUCUAGUGAGAAUGGGGGAGUAUAAGGUUCUUUUAUUCUACAACUCAUCAAGGGAGUUCUACGAAAUGGAGGUUGGGAAAUAUGUAAGAAUCACCAACUUAAGGACUUCAAGAAGAGGAAGAUCGGAGUUUUAUGUUUCUACCAUCUAUACACAGAUAGAGUUUAAGGACAUGGUAGAUAGGCCUUCAAAAAGAAAGCUCCAUGACGAUGAAGAAGAUGCCAGAAGGAGAAGCCGCAUGGCAGUCAAUUUUGAAGAGUCAGAGGAUGAAGGAGACUUCUUGGGGAAGGAAAAAGAAGAAUCUUUAAAAUGCAAUCUUAUAUUCGGAGCCGUAGGCUAUAUACCUGAUGAUUUUACAAAUAUUGAGGAGAUGUACCUAUCUCGAAGAGAGAGGAUAUCUGGGGAGUUGUGCGAGAUAGUUCCUUUCAUGGCACCUUUAGAAAUAAAUCUAAAGAACAUUCAUUAUGAGAUAGAGAAACUGGUGCUGAAUGAAUCCAAGAAGUACAUAGUCGAUGCCAUAUUAGUUGAUGUUGAUUUUUCUAACUUCAUAUUUGAUGAAUCUCCAGCUCUUAUAGACGGUACUUCUGUUACUUAUUUCAGCAAUGGGGUCCAAACCCAACAGCUUCCUGGAUAUAUAAGUAUAUGUAAUGAGGUGACUGUUGUUGUUUAUUUGUUCAACAACUUCUGGAUGGAUGAAUUUGACUUGGAGUCUUUGUAUAAACUAGGAGGAUGUUCUUCUCUUGAAGAGCUUAAGAACAUGAGGGGAAGGGGAAUGAGAUUUGUGAUUGAUGCUUUCCGGGCUUCCGAAGAGACUGUAAUAUUCUACUUGACCAAAGUUUUUAGAUAA